AUGAGACAGUUUACUAUUCGCGUGCCUGCAUCCAGUGCCAACAUUGGGCCUGGAUUUGACGUGCUCGGUAUCGCUUUGAGCCUGUACCUCACUAUUGAGGUGACCAUUGACCACAAGAAUGCUAACAACGUGCCGCUGAACUGUGAGGUCACGAACUCCGGCUUGGGUGCUGAGCAGCUGCCUACUGCUGCCGACGCGAACCUCAUUACUCGAACUGCCUUGUACAUUUUGCGCUGCCACGGUAUGCGUACGUUCCCUGUUGGUACCAAGGUUCAUAUCAACAAUGAUAUUCCUCUCGGCCGUGGCCUUGGCUCGAGCGGUGCUGCGGUUAUCGCCGGUGUUAUGCUCGGAAAUGCCGUGGGCCAGCUUGAUCUUUCCAAAGAACGUCUCAUGGACUUUGCACUGAUGAUUGAGCGUCAUCCGGACAAUAUUUCGGCCGCCAUGUUUGGAGGGUUUGUCGGCUCCUUCCUGCGCGAGCUUUCGGGCACUGAGCUCGAGCGGGUCGAGAUCCCGGUUGCUGAGGUUCUCCCUGAGCCAAGCGGCGGCGUCGAUACUGGACUUACUCCUCCCGAGCCGCCUGUUGGGAUUUCUCGUCAAAUGAGCUACGAUCUGGCUCCUGAGCUCAAGGCCAUUGCCGUCAUCCCGGCAUUCGAGGUGUCUACGGCCAAAAGCCGUGACGUCUUGCCUACUGCAUAUACUCGCCAGGAUGCCAUCUUCAAUUUGCAGAGACUGUCUGUUCUUAUUCCCGCUUUGGGCCGCUCUCCUGUUGAUGCAGAGCUCGUGCAUCUGGCCAUGCAGGACCGCCUCCACCAAAAGUACCGUCGCAUCUUGGUUCCCGGUUUAGCCACAAUCCUGACGUUCAUGACUCCUCGUACCCACAAGGGCUUUGUCGGCGUCUGCCUGUCUGGUGCAGGCCCCACAGUGCUGGCCUUGGCCACCGAGAACUUUGACGCUAUUGCAGAGGAAAUUGUAAGCGCUUUCAAUGCCGAGGGCGUCGAAUGCACAUGGAAACUCUUGGACUGCUGCGACGGUGCUACUGUGGAGGAAAAAUAA
Molecule: messenger RNA, 1053 nt
Organism: Wickerhamiella sorbophila
Lineage: Eukaryota; Fungi; Ascomycota; Dipodascomycetes; Dipodascales; Trichomonascaceae
Product: Homoserine kinase
Exons: 1
Coding region: 1-1053 (350 amino acids)
Biological process (GO): L-threonine metabolic process
Molecular function (GO): homoserine kinase activity; ATP binding
Source: RefSeq, a predicted model, not a curated record